AUUAGUGUUUGGCUAGUCUCUCUUGUCAAAAUUCCAGAAUGCUAUGCGGACGCUUUGCUGGUAUUCUGCUACAGAGGUUGUCUCUCUUGGCCCAAUUUGUUUGGGCUUACACUCUAUUAAAUGGACCCUUUUUUAAAGUAAAUAGACCUUUACGUCAAUUCAUUGCCUCAAUAUCCAAACCAAAGAAAAUAAAGACUUACCUACUACCUAGUCAGUCAAAAGUAAGACAUCAGUGGUCGGGAUCUGAUUCUGGGACUAACAACUCCGGGGACAAAAUGUGCGAGGGAGCUGUCCCAAAACUGGGCACCACAAUCCACAUCACAGCCCUAGACGGCAUCAUCAACGUCAACUCCCUUUUCACACUAGCAGUAUUCAUCGGACUAGCUUGGAAUCCCCAUGAUCUGAACAACAGCCUCGCCACCGACACCAACUGUUUUGCGAAGCCCAAGGUUGCCGAGGAUCUUGUCGCCUUCCACGUGUACUCCUUCAGCUGUUUCCUCUUUUCUAGCCUCAUUGCUUUGUGCCUUAAGCAGGCUAUUCGUCUUGCUAAGUCUGCCCACCAUUUCCCCACCAUCUAUUCUCUUGACUUGGCCCAAAUCAACAAGAACGCGCUUCGGGUCGGGUACCUGGUUUCUGCUGCGGGUUCUGUUUGCGGGUCGGUGUUUUUGAUGCUUGCUUUGAUUAAUGUGGUACAAAUCAAGCUUGGGAUUUUGGGAUGUGGGAGCAAACAUACCUAUGGAGCUGUUAUUCCACUUGUGAUUUUUGUUCCCUUAGGGCUCCUUAUUAAUGUUUGUACUGUUUUUUAUGCUUUCACUCGUUAAUUUGCCACCUUUUUUUUUGUCAUUUAAAUGCGUGUAUCAAUAUAUCCUUCCGUAAUAUGUAUUUUGUCUCAGAUUACUUUUUCUUUUCAUUACAAAUCUUUUUGUAUUUGGUUUAAAUGUCUCAUAAAACUAGAAGGAUUUUAGAGCA
Messenger RNA from Nicotiana attenuata, 969 nucleotides. RefSeq lists its product as uncharacterized. The transcript has a single exon. NCBI's taxonomy places the organism in Eukaryota, Viridiplantae, Streptophyta, Magnoliopsida, Solanales, Solanaceae. The record is from RefSeq and is a predicted model, not a curated record. The coding region runs from base 39 to 821 and encodes 260 amino acids.